CGUCCGCUCUCUUGCCCCAGACUAGAAGGACCCGGGUGGGCUUAGUACCGUUUUAAUUUUAAGCAAAGCCUGACAAAAAAAACCCCGCAAACAUGAGCAGGAAAUUCUUCGUUGGUGGAAACUGGAAAAUGAACGGCGACAAGAAAAGCCUCGGGGAGCUCAUCCAGACAAUGAACGGAGCCAAGGUGGACCCCAAUGUCGAGGUGGUCUGCGGCGCUCCAUCCAUCUACCUGGAUUUUGCCCGGUCCAAACUGGAUGCCAAGUUUGGUGUGGCAGCUCAGAACUGCUACAAAGUUCCCAAGGGUGCCUUCACUGGGGAGAUCAGCCCUGCGAUGAUCAAGGACUGUGGUGUAAACUGGGUGAUCCUGGGACACUCUGAGAGGCGCCACGUCUUUGGAGAGAGCGACGAGCUGAUUGGUCAGAAGACAGCUCAUGCUUUGGAGAGUGGUCUUGGUGUGAUCGCCUGCAUUGGUGAGAAGCUUGAUGAGAGGGAGGGAGGAAUCACAGAGAAGGUGGUGUUUGCUCAGACCAAAGUCAUCGCAGACAAUGUAAAGGACUGGAGCAAGGUUGUGCUUGCUUAUGAGCCUGUGUGGGCCAUCGGCACUGGCAAGACUGCCUCACCACAGCAGGCUCAGGAAGUUCAUGAGAAACUGAGGGCAUGGCUGAAGACCAACGUGUCUGAGGCUGUAGCCAACUCUGUGAGGAUCAUCUAUGGAGGUUCAGUGACUGGUGGUACUUGUAAAGAGCUUGCCUCCCAGAAGGACGUUGAUGGUUUUCUUGUGGGCGGAGCCUCUCUCAAGCCAGAGUUUAUUGAAAUCAUCAACGCCAAGGCAUAAAAACCCAGGCGACUGCCAGAUGACCAGAUUAGAGGCCUGCUCCAUUCAGACGGUCUCCUUCCAUCUGCCUUAGUCUCAGCUCUUAGUCCUCUUCCCUCUUAAAUUCAAAGUAUUUGUGUAAUGAUGUCAUUCCCUCCGUUUUUCUUUCCUUUCUUUUGGUACAUUUUGUCAUGAAGAAAAGGGACAGGUUGGCACAUGCACUGUACUGUACUGAUAAGUCUACUGAGAGCAGGCUGUGUGUAAACUAACCUACACUAAGUGCUCAAGCAGUAAAGGCUGACACCUUAGAGUGGAUGGACAGUCCACGCCUUUACUUGAAAAGUUUACAAACUUUUUGUGUAAACAGUGUCACAGCUCUUGUUAAUCCUGUUUAUUUGUCUUUUUAUUUGUGUCUCUUUGUGUAAUUAUGAUCUGUGGCUUUUACCUCCCUGUAGAUGUGCAUGAUCCAAUUUUUCAUCGGUUGUUUUGUUGAGAGAAAAAUAUUCAUUACAUGUGAACAAUAUUAUGUCAUGACCGAUGAGGAAAAGGGAAGAAAGGCUAUAAGAAAACAUAAUAAACGGUUUAGAGACUAA
This is a messenger RNA of Melanotaenia boesemani (Boeseman's rainbowfish), 1408 nucleotides long. It is a transcript of the gene tpi1b, whose product is annotated as triosephosphate isomerase 1b. Bases 93 to 836 code for a protein of 247 amino acids. Lineage: Eukaryota; Metazoa; Chordata; Actinopteri; Atheriniformes; Melanotaeniidae. Gene Ontology annotation, cellular component: cytosol. The record is from RefSeq and is a predicted model, not a curated record. The transcript has 7 exons. Gene Ontology annotation, molecular function: triose-phosphate isomerase activity. Gene Ontology annotation, biological process: gluconeogenesis; glycolytic process; glyceraldehyde-3-phosphate biosynthetic process.